GAUGAAUAGUGAUAAUAGAGUGUGGAAUUUCUAUUCCACCCACACAUUCUGUUUCCAAUACUAUAAGAAUCUCCCAUUUUGCACACAGUUUGUUUGUAAAAAGAUUGUAUAAGCCACAAUAGUCCAGUGAUGUGCACCAUUGUGGUUGCAAAAUUAAGAGCUUAUGUGUUUUUCUACAUAAGAUUUCAAACUUGAAUGAGCUUAAAGUUAUUUAACUUGGUUGGUGAAUCCAAUCAUAACAACGUCGAUAUUUUGGAGAUGGGAUCAACCACCAGUCACUGUUAAUGUAUUGAGCUAAAAGCAGACAUUAUCCUUUAUCUUCUUAGCAAUCAUUUUAUUUCUAAUAUCAAUAUACAAAUUUACUUUUGGCCAUUGAGAUGUGCUUACAGGACACGGGUGUUUCCCACUUCUGGCUUAAGUAUAAAGCGAAUGAGAUGGGGAGGUUGUAUCUCGCCCUGCUUGGCUCCACCCGAGUCUGUUCAGAGAGAGGGAGGGCUGUAGCGCUGCUGUUGCUGGAGAGCGCUUGACGAUCAUAGGACUUGUAGCGGAGCUGAAAAGAGUGGGGAAGAAGAGGAGCUAGGUGGCUUGUCCCUUAUCCGAACGCAUGCAGUCUAAUACUCGGAGCCGCCUAUUUGAGUUCUUAUCACAUGGCUUGAGACCUGGUAUGCCCCCAUCCAAUCGGAUGACUCCCCAGGGCCCUGCCAUGGGGCCCCCAGGCUAUGGUAACAGUCCGGUAUCACGGCCCGGCAUGCCCGGCGGGAUGGACCCUUCUCGGAAGCGUCCCGCUCCCCAGCAGAUCCAACCGGUGCAGCAGCAGAACCGGAACCAGCACACAAAGAAGAAGAAGAUGGCUGAUAAAAUUCUACCUCAAAGGAUCAGAGAGCUGGUGCCAGAGUCUCAAGCCUACAUGGAUCUGCUUGCCUUCGAGAGGAAGCUGGACCAGACCAUCAUGCGUAAGAGGCUAGACAUCCAGGAGGCACUCAAGAGGCCCAUUAAGCAAAAGAGAAAGCUGCGCAUUUUCAUUUCCAAUACAUUCAACCCUGCCAAGCCAGACGCUGAGGAUGGGGAGGGCACCGUGGCCUCCUGGGAGCUACGGGUGGAAGGGCGGCUGCUGGAGGACACGGCUGUGUCCAAGUAUGAAGCUACCAAGCAGAAGAGAAAGUUCUCCUCCUUCUUCAAGUCCCUGGUCAUCGAGUUGGACAAAGACCUGUAUGGGCCCGAUAACCACCUGGUUGAGUGGCACAGGACGGCCACCACACAGGAGACGGAUGGUUUCCAGGUGAAGAGGCCAGGGGAUGUGGGCGUCCGCUGCACCGUCCUGCUAAUGCUGGACUACCAGCCCCCACAGUUCAAGCUGGACCCCAGACUGGCUCGUAUGCUGGGGAUUCACACCCAGACCAGGCCCGUCAUCAUCCAGGCCCUCUGGCAGUACGUCAAGACCCACAAGCUCCAGGACCCCCACGAGCGCGAGUUCAUCAACUGUGACAAGUACCUGCAGCAGAUCUUUGAGACUCAACGCAUGAAGUUCUCUGAGAUCCCGCAGCGUCUACAUGCCCUCCUGAUGCCCCCAGAGCCAAUCAUCAUCAAUCAUGUCAUCAGUGUCGACCCCAAUGACCAAAAGAAGACUGCAUGCUACGACAUCGAUGUGGAGGUGGACGACACUCUGAAGACUCAGAUGAACUCCUUCCUGCUGUCUACUGCCAGCCAGCAGGAGAUAGCUGGACUGGAUAACAAGAUCCACGAGACCAUCGAGACUAUAAACCAGCUGAAGACCCAGAGGGAGUUCAUGCUGAGCUUCGCCAGGGACCCCCAGGGCUUCAUCAACGACUGGCUGCAGUCCCAGUGCAGGGACCUCAAGACCAUGACGGAUGUGGUGGGCAACCCAGAGGAGGAGCGGCGGGCCGAGUUCUACUUCCAGCCUUGGGCCCAGGAAGCCGUGUGCCGCUACUUCUACUCCAAGGUCCAGCAGAGGAGACAGGAGCUGGAGCAGGCUUUGGGCAUCAGGAACACCUAGGCUGUUGUUUUCUCUUGAUUCAGGUUUUUCCUCCAUUAUGGCCAGGCGUUAUACAUAGUAACAUUGUUGGGCUCUCAGUGAUUUGUGUGUGGUGGUGGGGGGACAACUGGUGGUUACUUUUUUUUUUUUUUUGGGGGGGGGGGUGCCUGGGGGGGUUAAAAGCUAGAAAGACAUGGACCACGGGUUGGAUGUUUCCAUCAAAUCAACCUAAUGCUGUAACUCCUAUCGAUAGUUGCUUGAGCCUGAUCCGGAAGCAUUGGUUUAUUUUAUAAUGGACUGUGUGCUUGUGUCGCACAACUUUUAAUACACCGGUUCCCACACAAGGUAUAUCCAGGUACAAUGAAUUAGUAGUGUGGUUCCUGUGUUUUCCCUGCUAUCACCCCCUUGCGAGUCAGCUGUACACGCCUCCGAGUAAGAACCGCCAGUUCCCCAUCCGGUAGUAUUGGUGGUGGUGGACACCUUUGUGAUUGAUGAUGCUACUACACUAUCAGAACGUCACCUGUCAUGACUUAUUACCUGAUAUGUGUAGAAAUACUUUUAGUUUUUCGUCCCUGAAUUCCCCCCUACUCUAAAUUCUAAUGCUUAACCACUUCCGUGAAAAUUGGUUUUUGUAUUGGGUAUGAACGUUUUUUUUUUUAAUAUUGAUUAUAUUAAAUGUGUUGUUAGCUAGUACUCAAUUAUCAAACAAUUAGCUUGUAUAACUCUAGGCUUGUUUUGUAAAUGCAACGCAGGAAAAAAAAUAAGAUGUAAACUUGUUCUAGGUUUUUUUCCAGCUGAAACAUUCUUCAAUCAUUUAGUACUAAAGCUUCCAGGUGGGUAUCGAUGAAUCAUUGGCUUUUUUAAAUUAAUUUUUAAUCAUGAGCAGAGAAGCCAUAUAAAAAAAGAUCUAGCCUGGCUCAUUGGUCACUAAUUCUGCCUUGCCUCUUUAUUACAUUUUCAGUUGUUUUAAUAUCUCUGGCAGCCAAUUUAUGUUGUGUUCAUUGUAUGCAACAUUGUUUGCAUCACUGAAGCUCGGUCUGUGGACCUGUCAAGCUCGGUCCUUCUAUGUUCAGAGUUGUCUAAAUACACUAAUGUAGUUUGGGGGGAUAUUAGGAAUGUGGGGGUACCGUUAGGGCUGAAAUUAUUUCAGUGAGUAAUCGGGACUAUUACUAUUUGGAAAUUUAGAUAUUUUCAUGGACCAAGCCUAUUUUUCUGUAUGUUAUCUUAUGUUAUAAUAAAGGAUAUGUGAAAGUAAGUUUGGUAUUUUGUCGUC
Gadus chalcogrammus (walleye pollock) is the source of this 3266-nucleotide messenger RNA. It is a transcript of the gene smarcd1, whose product is annotated as SWI/SNF related, matrix associated, actin dependent regulator of chromatin, subfamily d, member 1. Gene Ontology annotation, cellular component: nucleus; SWI/SNF complex. The record is from RefSeq and is a predicted model, not a curated record. The transcript is spliced from 13 exons. Gene Ontology annotation, biological process: regulation of transcription by RNA polymerase II. The coding region runs from base 605 to 2014 and encodes 469 amino acids. Lineage: Eukaryota; Metazoa; Chordata; Actinopteri; Gadiformes; Gadidae.